Messenger RNA from Echinostoma caproni, 729 nucleotides. Lineage: Eukaryota; Metazoa; Platyhelminthes; Trematoda; Plagiorchiida; Echinostomatidae. The record is from the annotation of a GenBank genome assembly.
AUGUUCCCUUCUGCCUCGCCAGCAUCUGUUGGCCUUGAAUCAAAGAGACCCGAAGAUGAAUCAGAAUCUUUUGCGCCACCGGAAAGGAUUGAAGAUUCGAGAAACCGAAGCCCACCAAAACGUGAGAACAGAAAACCAAAGACUUUCAAGCCGGGAAAGGAAGAUAUUUUUCUUGAAGAUGUACCGGGUCUCUCAUUGGAUCGUGCUUUCUACGAAGAUCGAUCUUCCAAUCGUGAAAUAUACCGGCAUGGUUGUAUUUAUGAGAAACAAGUGGCAAUGUUCAAACAAAAGCUGAAAGCCAGGAUUCUGGGUUUCCAAAAUCUCCGAAUAUGUGACCUCGCGGAUACGGAAGGAUCGUCGAACAAAAAGACCGGGAAAAAAUCACGAUAUUUCAGCAAAUCCAAUCGUUCUGCCAUUGCGAAACCACCCAUUCCCUUGCCUGAUGUACCAUCAGAGUCAAUCAAGGAGGCUUUCGUCCCGGUCAUCCCGUUCUCCGAAAGUCAUUCCACUUGUCCAUCCGGUACGGGUGAGACGUUAACUAUGUGUGAAACAUUAAACCGUACAGUUUACGACAAACCGAACGACCUGAAAUCAUGGCUGGAUUUGCUCGAGCUUCAUGGCAAGGAAGCGUCUUUCUUGCAUUUAUCCGAGGGCUCCUACGCAAAUAGAGAUGAUCUGAAUCCUGGCGAUCGACUUGUUGUGAUACAAAAACAGUUGGCUAUUGCUGAA